CGAUACGCAGCGGCUGUUAUUUUGGUCCACUGUUGAUGUCAGGCAGUCCAUUUAAUGGAUCCACUCCUUCCGCCAUUCCGUUGGUAACGGAAAUGGGUUCUCGAAGCUUCACUCCGCUUGCUCUCGUCGUCCUCCUCCUCCUCCUCCUCCCUUCCUCUGUGAACCCUAGGCGUAGCCCUCGGCGGGCAUACCCUCGGAGCCCGUUCCGAUUCGCGGAAGACCUCAUCAGGGAUCUCAACCUUCAGCCGGUGAUCCAAGAGAUCGAGGGGGAGCAGAAGGGAGACGACUUUUCGAGCCCUCGCCUCGUGGAGAAGAGGCUUAAUCUCGAGAUACUCGGAGAGUCCGGAUCGGAGAUACCGAUAGAGCAGCUAGGGCAUCAUGCUGGAUACUAUCGCCUUGAACACACUCAUGCCGCCAAGAUGUUCUAUUUCUUCUUUGAAUCCCGAGGCAAAAGUAGUGAUCCAGUUGUUAUUUGGCUGACUGGAGGUCCUGGUUGCAGCAGUGAGUUGGCCCUUUUCUAUGAAAAUGGUCCAUUUAAAAUUGCAGAUAACAUGUCGCUUAUCUGGAAUGACUAUGGGUGGGACAAGGUGUCAAACCUUAUUUUUGUCGACCAACCCACAGGAACCGGCUUUAGUUAUAGUACAGAUUUACGGGACCUUCGCUAUAGCGAAAAGGGUGUAAGCAAUGAUCUAUAUGAUUUUUUGCAGGCAUUUUUUAGAGAGCACCCAAAAUACUUGAAGAAUGAGUUCUAUAUAACUGGUGAAUCAUAUGCGGGACACUAUAUUCCUGCUGCAGCUGCAAGAGUUUAUAGAGGAAACAAAGAGAAGCAGGGCCUUCAAUUAAAUCUAAAGGGUUUUGCUAUUGGUAAUGGGCUCACGGAUCCUGAAAUCCAGUAUGGUGCAUAUGCCGAUUAUGCACUUGACAUGGGUAUCAUUGGAGAAAGUGCCUACAAAAGCAUCAGCAAGAUAUACCCCCUUUGUGAACUUGGAGUAAAACUUUGUGGUCCUUCAGGGGUAAUAGGUUGCCUGGCUUCUUAUGUUGUUUGCAACUCCAUCUUUACUUCCAUUAUGCUACUUGCUGGAGAUAUGAAUUAUUAUGAUAUUCGAAAAAAAUGUGAGGGAAGCCUUUGCUACGACUUCUCGAACAUGGAGAAAUUCCUAAACCAGAAGUCCGUGCGGGAUGCGCUUGGUGUUGGUGAGAAGAAAUUUGUGUCAUGUAGUCCUCUUGUUUAUGAAGCCAUGAUUACUGACUGGAUGAAGAAUUUGGAAGUGGGUAUUCCUACUCUGAUUGAUGACGGUAUCAGACUACUGGUGUAUGCUGGUGAAUAUGACCUCAUAUGCAACUGGUUAGGGAAUUUUAGAUGGGUUAACUCAAUGGAGUGGUCAGGUCAUCAGAUAUUUGCUGAAGUUCCAAUGUUACCAUUUGUUGUUGAUGGCAAGGAAGCAGGACGGUUAAAGUCAUAUGGACCUCUGAGUUUCCUCAAGGUACAUGACGCUGGUCACAUGGUUCCAAUGGAUCAGCCUAGGGCAGCAUUGGAAAUGCUGAACCGAUGGUUGAAAGGAAAUUUGAGCGAAGGAUGGAACGUCGCUGCAGUUGCUGACAUGUAGUGGAAAUACAAGAAUUUCAAACAAUACUCGUAAAGCAUCAGGUUUCCAAGAAGCUGCUUUGCAUAUCAAUAUAGUUUUUAACUCAAAACCUGGUCCUAUGUUGUACAUGUUGAUGAACAUAGUUGUAAAAAGGCAAGUCUCAAAUUCAAUACUUUCAAAACCACAUUUCAGAGAUGUUUAUCUGGCCAAACCAAUAUAUGUAUACUUAUAUAAGGGUUUGUGUAUCUAAACUAUAGCUCUGUAGAUUUGUAUGCGUUCUACUUGUUUGUGAACAAAUUGCGUGCUGUUCUACCUA
This is a messenger RNA of Elaeis guineensis (African oil palm), 1902 nucleotides long. Its product is annotated as serine carboxypeptidase-like. Gene Ontology annotation, biological process: proteolysis. Gene Ontology annotation, molecular function: serine-type carboxypeptidase activity. Gene Ontology annotation, cellular component: vacuole. The record is from RefSeq and is a predicted model, not a curated record. Lineage: Eukaryota; Viridiplantae; Streptophyta; Magnoliopsida; Arecales; Arecaceae.